This is a messenger RNA of Euleptes europaea (tarantolino), 1049 nucleotides long. It is a transcript of the gene SNX16, whose product is annotated as sorting nexin 16. The transcript is spliced from 7 exons. The coding region runs from base 6 to 1049 and encodes 347 amino acids. The record is from RefSeq and is a predicted model, not a curated record. Gene Ontology annotation, biological process: protein targeting to lysosome; endosome to lysosome transport; early endosome to late endosome transport. Gene Ontology annotation, cellular component: early endosome; extrinsic component of endosome membrane; late endosome. Lineage: Eukaryota; Metazoa; Chordata; Lepidosauria; Squamata; Sphaerodactylidae. Gene Ontology annotation, molecular function: phosphatidylinositol binding.
GAAGAAUGGCUACCCCAUAUGUUCCUGUUCCAAUUCCCAUAGGAAGUUCCACUAGUUUUGCAACGAAUAGAAACCAAAGAAGAUCAUCUCUUGGGAGCAUUUCAACAAGUUCAAAUUCUUCUAAAGGGCAGCUAGAAGACUCUUCGAACAGUAGCUUUAAAAAGAUGAGUGUCCCUGAUGAGAUUGGUGCCACUUCAUCUCCUUGUAAUAGCCCACUUGUUAGGACUAAAUUUAUAGGUAUGAACACGUCUAUGGAAUACUGUACUCAACCAUCAGAAGUUACUACACAAAAUACAGAUUCUGGCAGCUGGGACGAUCGACCUGCUACACCUACAAUACUAGGGUAUGAGGUGAUGGAAGAGAGAGCAAAAUUUACUGUUUACAAGAUCCUUAUUAAGAGAAAUCCUGAGGAAAACUGGGUGGUUUUCAGAAGGUAUGCCGACUUCUCCAGGCUUAAUGACAAGCUGAAAGAUAUGUUUCCUGGUUUUCGAUUGGCACUUCCACCAAAGCGCUGGUUCAAGGAUAAUUACAACCCUGACUUCCUAGAAGACAGACAGUUGGGACUGCAAGCCUUUCUACAGAAUUUAGUUGCUCACAAAGACAUUGUUAAUUGCCUUGCAGUAAGGGAGUUUCUUUGUUUGGAUGAUCCACCAGGGCCUUUUGAUAGCCUGGAAGAGAGCAGGGCUUUUUGUGAGACUCUGGAGGAAACAAACUACCGCCUGCAAAAGGAACUUGCUGAAAAACAAAGGGAAGUGGAGGCUCUAAAAAAUCUAUUACAUGAAAAAGAAGUAUACAUAGAUGCAAUGGAGAAAAGGAUUAGGGAUUUAAAUGUAGAGGAAACUAGGUCUCGUAAGAUGUCAGGAGAAGAAAGUGAGUGCAGUGGAGAAGUGGAAUCUUCUGCAGUAGAGGCAGAUCAGGGAGGCCUGACUGAAGACAAAUGUUCAGAAAAAGAGAACCAGGAACCAUCUUGGAGUAGUUCAGUGGCAGAAAACUCUGUACCGGAAAUUGAAGUUGCUGAGGUAGCGUGUCCUGCAGAUGAAGAGGCAUAA